AUGGACGAUACUGUCGCGCAUUCAGUGGAAAGCCUUCUGCCUGACUCGCUUGAAGUGCCUAUUGAUGGACCCUUAUCAAUAUCUGAUCCCGCUGAAGUUUUCGGUAUCGAAGCUCCGUCGCCGCAAAUUCCCACUGACCUCCCCGAGGAUACUUCGACUGGUACUACCCAGAGCGAAUCUAGUAGCUUGAAACGCUCUAGACCCCAUGACGAGGCGGACGAAGGAUGGCAAACUGUAAGCAAGCGCUCGUCUAAAAAGUCGAAAAAGGACAACAAGGAAAAGAAGGUUCCGGCGCCUCAAUCGACCAAUUAUCCUUCCAUCACGUUCAACCACAACGCCAAGCUCCAAUCCAAGAUCGCGCUCGACUCGCUACGAAACCUUAUCCUUUACAUAUUCGCUGAAGGCGCAGCUCCUCAAUGGGUUGCAAUCUCCCAACGGCCGCAAUUUCGAAAGAUGGUCGCGAUUAUGGUACCGGGACUAGAAGAAGCUAUGUUCAAGCAGGAUGUCAACUUUACGACGUAUAAUGACCAGCCCUUUAAUUCGGACCAAAGACCCCGAGUGUUAACAUCUCCGGAUGACUAUUAUCCGCGACUUCUAAAAAAGGAGGAGCUUCCUGAAAUCUUGAAGGAUUUCGCAGAUAUGUUUAGUCACCUAUGGCCUGUCAGAACACCAGGUAACGAGAAAUAUGGCACUAUACGCUCGCCACUCGGCACCAUACUCACGGCGCCCACUGAAAAGACUAAAGAGGAGAAGAGUCAACGGGGCGUCCAACCUGCGAAGGAGCCAAAGGGUUGGAAGGACGACCGUACAAGAAUCACCGAGUUUCUAACGAUGCCAGAAGACUUCCUAGCCAAUGGGUAUAUAUUACAUCCUGCCUGUAUACCGGCAGAGCGGCGCAAAAAUUUUCAAGAUCUAGAGGGAUGGGUUCAUACUAAUGUGGAGAAUCUUGAAGAUGGUGAUGUUCCUGAAGAGGAAAUCCAACAAGGGAGUGUCACGGCGGGCCGAGAAAUUCUUGCUCUUGACUGUGAGAUGUGUGUAACGGGGCCUGAAGAGUUCUCUCUUACGAGAAUUAGUCUUGUAGGUUGGGAUGGAACUAUUGUUCUCGACGAACUAGUCAAACCCGACAAGCCAAUCCUCGACUAUGUCACCCGUUUUUCAGGCAUCACGGAACAGAUGUUGGCCCCUGUGACCACCACACUUAGAGAUAUACAGGCUAAACUUCUGCAAAUCCUCCAUCCCCGCACAAUCCUUAUAGGACACUCCCUAGAAUCAGAUAUGAAAGCACUGCAACUUACUCACCCGUUUGUUGUUGACACUGCUAUUCUCUUCCCACACAAUCGAGGACCCCCGUUAAAAAACAGUCUCAAGUUUUUAUCGCAGCGAUUCCUCAAGCGUGAGAUUCAGAAGGGUAUGAUGGGGCACGACUCGAUAGAAGACGCAAAGGCAUGUUUAGACCUUGUGAAGCAGAAGUGCGAAAAGGGAAAAUCCUGGGGCAACCAGGAGUCGGGUGAGAAUCUAUUCCGACGGUUAACCAGAACAGGAAAGGCUUAUCGUGCAAACGGUGGGGUUGAGGCUAAAGGAGGAGUCCAAGUUGGAAAGACGAGCGCCAUGAUUGAUUGGGGUGACCCCAUGAAGGGUGCUGGGGCAGCUUCAACGUUCCCGAUCGGGUGCAAAUCAGACGAAGAGGUGACAGAAGCCAUCAUGCGCUCUCUGAGGGGUGAUCCCGUCGGCGAAGAGAUACCUUUUGGUGGCGUUGACUUUGUUUUCGCACGAUUUCGUGAGUUAGAGGCAUACCAGGGGUGGUGGAAUGGGAAGAGCGACUUUCCGCCUCCCGACCUGUCCAACAUGUCCCUCGAAAUAUGUGUUCAGAACCUCACCCAGCGAAUCAAGCGCAUCUACGACUCGUUACCACCAUGUACCGGUUUCAUCGUGUUCAGCGGUUCCGGCGAUCCGCGCGAGAUGGCGCGCCUGCAGGCCAUGCAAACUCAGUUCAAGAAAGAGUACAAUACGCCAGGCAGUAACUGGGACGAUCUAAGCGUAAAGUGGACGGACAGGGAGGAUCAAGCGCUAAAGAAGGCAGUCAGCGUUGCGCGCAAUGGCAUUGGUUUCAUCGGUGUCAAAUGA
This is a messenger RNA of Daldinia childiae, 2124 nucleotides long. RefSeq lists its product as uncharacterized. Gene Ontology annotation, molecular function: exonuclease activity; nucleic acid binding. The record is from RefSeq and is a predicted model, not a curated record. NCBI's taxonomy places the organism in Eukaryota, Fungi, Ascomycota, Sordariomycetes, Xylariales, Hypoxylaceae. The transcript has a single exon. Bases 1 to 2124 code for a protein of 707 amino acids. Gene Ontology annotation, cellular component: nucleus.